Brassica rapa (field mustard) is the source of this 2858-nucleotide messenger RNA. RefSeq lists its product as uncharacterized. The record is from RefSeq and is a predicted model, not a curated record. NCBI's taxonomy places the organism in Eukaryota, Viridiplantae, Streptophyta, Magnoliopsida, Brassicales, Brassicaceae.
GCACUCCUUCCUACAUGGUUUGGAUUUGUUCUCACAAAGGCACAAAUUUAAUGAAGGUCAAUUCAAGAAGGCAGAACAACAGUAUAGAAGCGGCGGAGAUGAUUAAAGCUUUCAUGCAUGUGCAUCCUGGAAGUCAAGUCGGUAUCUAUCUUAUUAAAACAGAAACAUUACAACUUCUUCUAGGUGGAUUUUUAAGUUGGACAUCACAUUAUUAUUCUUAGCCUAACCAUACAUUUAAAUAUUUCCUUUAUCGGUUCAAUAUAGUCCAUUUAACUCCAUCAUCUAAUAUCUAUUUAUAUCCACCGUAUCAAACUCCACCAUAAAAAUAUACAUCUGUUAAAAACCCCUCCCUCUAAUGUGAAACGUUAACGUACAUAUAUAUCAAAGUUACACUAUAUAAAAAACCCUAUCUUUACACUCUCACAUUGUCAUACUUAUAUUAUAUCAAAGUUACACUAUAUAAAAAACCCUCUCUUUACACUGGUCCAUAUCACGUUUAGGCAUUGAUUAGUCAUUAUAUUUUAAAAUACUUCAUAGGUUACAAAACUUCAUAUGUUACAAUACUCAUAUGGUCGUAUGAAUUAUAGUUUAAAAUACAGAUAUGGUCGUAUGAAGUUUAACUUCAUAAUGCCUAACAAAAAACUUUUAUAACAAAACCCCGAGUAUAUUUCCAUUUAAAACAGAAGAUAACAAAACCCGAGUAUAUUUUCAUUUAAAACAGAAGAUUUGAUCCCGAGAAUAUUUCCAUUUAAAACAGAAGAUUUGAUUUCAACCGUAUAUUCUUAUUUCAAUAACAGAAACAUCACUUUAUACUUUAUAAAAAACAUUUAUAACAAAACCCCUUCCCCAAGUUGUGCAUAUAUGCCAAAAAUCUCGGAUAUGGAAAACCCCCUUCUCCAAGUUUGUUCUACUAAACCUAAACUCCCGGUUAGAAUAAAAUCUAGAGAUUUUGUAUUUAUUAUAACUAACCUAAUAGGUUAGAGAAUAUUCUUUACCUCCCACUUCAAUGUCUCCAUAAAUACUUCUCUUCUUAUUCAUCAUUCGACAUCCACAAAAAGUUCCCCAAAAGAAAUGUCUAAACCAAGCACAAAAGUUCUAAUCGAUGGUGUGAAACAUGUCAGGCACAAUUGGAAAAUUCUAGUUAAAGUGCUUCACUCUUGGAAACAAACCACAGCUUUUGCAGGCAACACAUUAGAGUUCAUCCUUGCUGAUGAAACUGUACAUAUUGCUUAUAGUUUCUUUUUUAUAACUCUUUUUCUAUUCGUGAUCUAACGUCUAUUUUUGCCUGCUUUCUAGGGUGUGGAGAUAGCAGCAUCGUGCAAAAGGAAUCAGAUUUCUCGCCUUCAACGUGAAUUACCAGUUGGAGAGUGGAAAAUAAUUGAUACGUUUGCAGUUUUGGGUAUUUCUGGAUAGUAUCGCCCAACAACCCAUCGAUACAAGUUGUCUUUUUCAGAAGAAACCAUGAUAACAAAAUGUCAAGUUCUAUCUGAUGAUCACUAUCUUUCUCUAGCAAGUUACGAUGAUCUAAGGAAAAUCGAUGAGAAGAAGAAUUUUUUCCUUAAAGAUGUUAUUGGACAAGUUGUAGAUCUAGAUGGAAUUCAAACUGUUCAAGCUAGGGGGAAAGACGAGCAGAGAGUUCAGUUUCGUUGCGACGCCAGUGGUGAUGAUGUUGCGUGUUGCUUGUGGGGGAGGUUCGCGGAACAACUCGACCAAGUGUUCCAAGAUAACAACAAUGAAAUUGUUAUUUGCUUGAUAAGGUUUGCUAAGAUCACCUUUUUCAGAGGUGAAGUACAAGUCAGCAAUGCUUUUGAUGCUUCAAUCGUGGCUAUAAACCCAAAAUUGGAGGAAGCAAUUGAACUGAAAGAAAAGAUUUUGGCGAAUGAUCUUCCUCUGGCUCUUAUUGAGAAAAGAGAGGAAAAGAAACUUACCAAGAAACAAAAACAAGAUUGGGAUGAGAUUCCUGUUAGAGCAAUUUUUGAGAUAUUGGAAGCUACUGAGGUUGAGAGUUGCAAAAUCAUUUGUUCUAUUGAGUCAAUAGACACUGAUUGGGGUUGGUUCUACUUUGGUUGUAACCGAAACCGACACAACCGACGUGUUACUAAGCAAGUUCCUAAACUUGCUAUUGCUGGUUCUGUAAUGUCAAAUCCCAGCCAGAAACCACUUUUCUAUUGUGACAUAUGUCGUGGGAUUACACCUGAUGUCUCUCCAAAGUACAAACUUCAUUUGUUUGUUAAAGAUGAUAGCGAUUCAUGCAUAGUAAUGAUGCUUGACUCUGUUGCUCAAUCUAUUAUUGGUAGUGCUGCAACUGAACUUUGGGAUGGUUCCUAUGAUGAGAUUGAAGAUCCAACUAUCCUAUCUCAGCCUAUUGAAAGUUUAGUUGGAAAAUCCUUUUGUUUUGGUAUUUCGCUAAGCACUGACAAUGUAAACAAUAGAAACACCAUUUUUAAAGUGUCUGAGGUCUGGUCUGGAGAUAAAAUUCAGAAAAUUGAAUCUCAGACAGAGCCAUGCUCCUUGCUGGACACUUAUUCGUCAACUCUUUCUGGUGGUGAGGUUUCCCUGGUAGAUUCAAACAAAGAAAGUUCAUCUGAAGGUUUUUCAACCCCAUUCUCAAAGCGCAAAGAAGCAGAUGCUGAUCUAUUGGACAUGACAUCUACGUCUAAGAAACCUUGCACUCAGAAGAUCAAGAUGGACAAUACAAAGACUGAAGAGUAGUUGAUGACCUUGAUGAUUUGAUGUCUUUUGAAAUUUGGGAGCUUUUAUUUUUAUCUAUUUUAAUGUUGUAUGCGUGAUUUUCAUUUCAUUGGGUUUUGGAUGGUUUUUUCCCCUAAUUUUUAAAAAUAAAAUUGGUUUUUUCUAUA